AUGAGAGUCAUCGAGAAGACCCCCCUCGCCCAGCUGAAGAUGCAGCAGACGUGGAAAUCAUUGACCUUUGCUGCGUUGGAUGCUAGUGACAUUGAGCGCUAUCGCUUGAUCUCAUCCGAUCGGGUGAUCGUCGAGAAUUAUUUUGGGCGGGUGUGUGCGUUGUGGAAGGCCACGUACGCGUCGGUCACGUGGUCGGCGAAGAACUAUUGUGCUAUUCAACGCACGACGUUUGCCCUGAUGAACUUUCACCUGUCGUUGAUGCCCCUACGUCUUGAAGACGAAACCUUUUAUGGAAUGGUCUUGGCGCGUUACGAAAGGAUGGCAAAUGAAAAGAAGCGUAAGCGUGCUGAGACGCAGCGCCGCUAUCAUUUGAAUCGACAAGAGAGAGCUGCAUUGGACUUGGGUCGAGCUACCCGCAGUCGUUUGUACUAA
Aphanomyces astaci is the source of this 432-nucleotide messenger RNA. RefSeq lists its product as hypothetical. The coding region runs from base 1 to 432 and encodes 143 amino acids. The record is from RefSeq and is a predicted model, not a curated record. The transcript has 2 exons. NCBI's taxonomy places the organism in Eukaryota, Oomycota, Saprolegniomycetes, Saprolegniales, Verrucalvaceae.